UAGAAAAGGCGGAAAAUGUGAUGUGUAGUUUUUACUUGCGCUUGUAAUCAUAACCAAGUAUUUAAACAUGGCAUUUAACCGUACGGGCUCUUCACAAAACCCUCUGGAGUCUAUACUGGAAGGUAAUAUGCCCCCUUUGCGAGAAAAAGAUAAAGGAAAUGUCUUCAAACGUCGCAGUGUCAACUUGAACAGAUCAAUACAACUUCUAGAUGAAGCAGUGGGUUCACCUAGUUAUUUGCCUCUGACUCCGAAAACACCACGUGGACGAUUGCUGCGCCACAGCCACUAUACUCCAGUAAAAGUUCCAUCAUCAUCUAACUUUGAUGUUUCUCAGAUGUUUACUCCAACACCAAGAAAGGGGCAGUUUGACGUAACCGAGGACAUAACAACAACAAAUGUUUCCUUGUUGAUGGAAGAAGAUCCCGGUCUAGCAGCAUCAUCUGGACUGUAUCAUGAUUUCCAGCAGAGCAUGAAACGCAAUCCUGCCCCACAGCAAGUCUUUGAUCUGUUGUCCGACUACGAGCAAGUGUGCAAGGACCAAGUUUAUGUUCUGAAGAAACUCGUCAGUCGAGCUGUUCCUCAACAAGACAAAUGUAAGAAAACAUAUAAAACACUUGGACUGCUCGACAAGGAAAAAGUGACAUGGCAGUUAGUGCAUUCAUUGUACCGUGACCGCACUGACACAGAAAUUAAUAAUCACUAUCAUGAAGAGGAUAUGCUAAUUGAGGGUGCUGAAAAGAUAGCUACUGAUCAAAACUUGGUGGAUAAUUUGUAUGCACAAAACGACACUUUAAGACGGAGUCAGCUUGUUAUUGAUUGGCUGGAGAGUUGUGCCUCAGAAAACCUGGACAUGUUAGCAGAUAAUGUGAAGUUUUUCUCAGACCAGCCAGUAGCUUGGGAAAACACACUUCAUCAUCUGAAGAACAAAGUCAGUGGUGUUCCAAUGGCCAGCGACCGGCCUCUUGUUGAUGAGUUGGAUCCCGAUGCCCCAAUACGACAGAACCGAAUACUAGAUGACUUGGACAAAGAAGAUGAAGACAGGCUAUUGCAACAUAUAUUCAUCUGUCUGCGGGCAGGACAGCUGGAAAAAGCUCAAGAGGUGUGUCAGAAGUGUGGUCAGUUCUGGCGUGCGGCCACACUAGAAGGCUGGCGACUGUACCAUGACCCCAACUACGAGAAACUCGGACCAGACAAUCAGAUGGCUGCAGUACGUGGCAACCCAUACCGCGACGUUUGGAAGAAGGUCUGCUGGAACAUGGCAAACGAGACCAAGUUGAGCAUGUGUGAGAAAGCCAUAUAUGCCGUGUUCAGUGGCAACCUGCCGGCACUGCUGCCAAUGUGUCGAUCGUGGACGGACCACGUGUGGGCGUAUUUCAAGGUGAUGGUCGACGUUCAGGUGGAGAAGGAGAUUAGAACGAAGGGCGUACCGGACAGAAAACUGGACGAUCUUCCACCCAGUUACUGGGACAGACUAAUGGAACCUCGAAACGUGUUUGAACAAAUUGAAGCAAGUCCAGACGAGAUUGUGCGUAACGAGUCGGAACACUGGUUUUGUGUUAUAGAGAAAUACAUCAUCCUGGGAGAUGUCGGUGCUUUGAUCGAAGUAAUGCACAACUGGGUGGUCAAGACUGGACAAGAACUUCCUGGUCACCUGCUGCGAUUCAUGUGUCACCUGAUACUGUUCCUCCGAGCAGUGGGACACGCCACGAAGGAGGAACUGUGUACGACCAUCCUGGAGGCCUAUGUGGAGCACAUUAUUACCAACAAGCACAGCCAUCUAGUGGCCCACUAUGUGGCCAGACUACCAAGGCAGUCUCAGGUCAUAUGGUAUGCCAAGUUUUUGGAAGGUAUCGAGGAUCGAACCGAGCGUCAGUCAUGUCUGCAGCAGGCUGAGGAGGAAGGUCUGGACAUUCCACUCAUUACGAAGACUGUGGUGGAGAACAUCCGGCACCGAGACACCUUCGUCGUCAAGGCCGACACCACUCUUCCACCAGAAACCACAGUAUCUGAGGAAGAUCGUAAAAAGAUUGAAGCUAUUGAUUGGCUGGUGUUUGACCCAACGCAAAGAGCUGAGGCAAUGAAACAAGCAAAUGCUGUGAUGAGAUCUUUCAUUGCUCUCAAGAAGCACUUGGCAGCAAGAGAAGUGUUUGAAAAGUUGCCUGCAGAUUCUGUGGACUUGAUCAUGAGAUACAGCCAUCAACAGAAAGGAUCUGUGGGAUCUUCAGACGAGAAUGCCAUCAGAGAAUAUUUAUGCAUACGUGCUUAUCUGGAUGCGGUUGAAAGUUUUAACAGCUGGUUUUCUCUCUUCCACCAUGAUAAGCCUGUUAAACCUGACCUGAUAGUAGGAGGAAACUUCACAGAACGUGUGGCCUACGAACAUCGGCUCAAACAGUAUGAGGCAGAGAACGAUCGGUGGAAACACAAUGUUACACAGCAGACCCGAGUGACAAGAGACAGAAUAUUCAAUGUUUUGCUGUUCACUGAUGGAGGCUGGAUGAAGGACCAGAGAGGGGAUGACGAAGACUCCGACCCACUUCGCACCUCCCAGAUGGAGUCAUUAAGAAAACUCUACCUACCUGCACUGUGCUUCAACUUGCACUACCUUCUACACUCCACCAGGAUGUACGCCGAGUGUUUGCAGCUGGCCGAUGUGAUUGCUUCAGAGCAGUACCAGUUAUACAAGACUUUUGAUAAAGAUGAACUUCAACGGUUGUUACGUCUGUUUCGAGAGUCGUCUCUUGCUCUUCUUGACAUCGGCAAAGAUCCACUUGGCUACGAAUUGGUUUAACAUUGAUUUAAAUGACUGUUAGGCUUCCUGAUUGUUUAACGUGAGAUUUGUAUGGUACCAACAUUUUGACAAAUAAAACAUUUUUUGGAAAA
Messenger RNA from Gigantopelta aegis, 2880 nucleotides. Its product is annotated as nuclear pore complex protein Nup107-like. Gene Ontology annotation, biological process: mRNA export from nucleus; post-transcriptional tethering of RNA polymerase II gene DNA at nuclear periphery; regulation of DNA-templated transcription. The record is from RefSeq and is a predicted model, not a curated record. The transcript has 25 exons. Gene Ontology annotation, molecular function: structural constituent of nuclear pore. Gene Ontology annotation, cellular component: nuclear pore outer ring; nuclear pore. Bases 68 to 2788 code for a protein of 906 amino acids. Lineage: Eukaryota; Metazoa; Mollusca; Gastropoda; Neomphalida; Peltospiridae.